Molecule: messenger RNA, 240 nt
Organism: Gloeophyllum trabeum ATCC 11539
Lineage: Eukaryota; Fungi; Basidiomycota; Agaricomycetes; Gloeophyllales; Gloeophyllaceae
Exons: 2
Coding region: 1-240 (79 amino acids)
Source: RefSeq, a predicted model, not a curated record
AUGUCUACCUCGAUCACUGCUACCACUUCCACCACCAUCACUACUACCCGCACCCUGCGCGUAUGCUGCGCCCAAGCCGCGCGCCCCACCCCGUCUCGCAAGCAUUCGCUGCGCAUCGUCCUGCCGCCUACGUCGGCUGGCACGGCGGUCAUCACGUAUACCUGGCCCGAGGAUCGCGUCUCGUACCACGGACCCAGGAAAGACAACCUUCCCCGGCGGAAGGAGGGGAGGGCUGAUUAA